Molecule: messenger RNA, 1309 nt
Organism: Suillus paluster
Lineage: Eukaryota; Fungi; Basidiomycota; Agaricomycetes; Boletales; Suillaceae
Product: syntaxin
Exons: 7
Coding region: 112-1104 (330 amino acids)
Biological process (GO): vesicle fusion; exocytosis; intracellular protein transport
Cellular component (GO): endomembrane system; SNARE complex; plasma membrane
Molecular function (GO): SNAP receptor activity; SNARE binding
Source: RefSeq, a predicted model, not a curated record
GGCUGACUAAGCCAGUGAGGAACCCCAACUGCGCCUCAUUGCAACGAAGUCCACGGUGUAAAGUUUAAACUGUGUUCUGCAUCAACCACACUGGCCUAUCUCUGAUUUUAAAUGGGUCGCGACAGACUAGCAGCUCUCAGGGUAUUCACCUUUCUAGUCUUCAUGAUUAAACAUGCUGAUGGACACAUACUCAGGCGCAGCGGCAGGGUGCUACACCCGACCCAGGACAGGGGGACUAUGAGAUGCAAACCGACCCUUCCCCUUCUACAAACUGGGGCUGGUAAUGGUGCAGGAACUGACGCUUUGUCUGCUUUCUAUGCCGAAACCACCUCCAUCGAAGAAUCUAUCCAACAAUUUGAUGCGAAUGUCACUCGCGUCGCUGAACUGCACUCGCGCUCCCUGAACGCCCUUGAUGAUUCAGCAACGCAAGCGAAUGUAGUUCAGCUCGAACGCCUCACCGACGAGACCAGGCAGCUCAGCAACGGACUCGCUAACCGUAUUCGUGCCCUCGAGAAACCUGCUGGAGCUGGCCAAGAUGCUCAAAUUCGCAAGAACAGAAUUGAUUUUGUUCGGACAAAAUUUAUGGCCACCUUGCAGCGCUACCAAGACGUCGAGCGCCAGUACCGCCAGCAGUACCGCCAACGUGUGGAGCGACAAUUUAAAAUAGUGAAACCCGAUGCGACGCCUGACGAAGUUGCUGCCGUGGUGAAUGAUGAUCAAGGCGGAGGAAGCCAAAUAUUUGCGCAAGCGCUCACUUCGUCGAACCGAUACGGGGAUUCAAGGGCUGCAUAUCGAGAAGUGCAGGACAGACACCAAGACAUUCGGCGCAUUGAGCAGACCCUCGGAGAGCUGGCUCAAUUAUUCAAUGACAUGGCCACCCUUCUAGGCGAGCAAGAAGAGAAAAUUGACGCUAUCGAGACACAAGCUGCAGGUGUCGCACAUGACACCGAGGGAGGAAUGAAGCACACCGAAGUUGCAGUAAAACACGCCCGCUCUGCCCGACGAAAACGUUGGAUCUGCUUCUGGCUCACCAUCAUCAUCAUCCUCGCAGCUGUUGGCAUCGGAGUGGGUGUGUACUUCAGCCAGCAUCCAAAGUCGAGUUAGUCUAGUGGUUGAAGAAGCUAUGGAGUAUUGACGGGAGUAUUCGUGAAUGAAGACGGACAUGACUGAGUUGUAUACCCCUUACUUUCCUUUAUGAUGGCCGCUGCCUCCAUGCUUUAGUGGUACAUAGUUAUUGCAUAGUUAAGUUAAUACGGUCUGGUAUUUGGUUUGCCGAUAAAUAUAGCUGGUACAAGCAAGAUGACGAUAG